AUGUUGACGAACGCUAUCAAGAACGGCCUGUCGAGGGCGGGAACGGCCACGACGACGACACAGCACACGCCGAUCCCCUCGCCGCCGGGCGUGCCCGGCCUCGGGAACAUCGACGCCAUCGACUCGGACCUGCCCAUCAAGUCGCUCCAUGAGCUCGCCCAGAAGUAUGGUGCGAUCUACGAGCUGAACGUCAUGGGCAACAAGAUGAUCGUGAUCAACUCACGCGACCUCCUGAACGAGGUCUCGGACGAGACGCGUUUCUACAAGAAGAUCGCAGCGAACUCGAACCAGCUCCGGAAUGCCGCUGGGGACGGCUUGUUUACUGCACGCGCCCCAGAGGAGAAGAACUGGGGCAUUGCGCAUCGUCUGCUGAUGCCGAUUUUCACACCCGGGAGCGUGUGCAAUAUCGCAGACGACAUGCUAGACAUCGUCUCCCAGCUCGUCCUCAAGUGGGAACGUUUCGGUGCAAAGGCCGUCAUCGACACCGCCGAGGAUUUGUCCCGGGUCACUCUAGACACCAUCUGCCUCACUGCGAUGGGAUACCGCCUGAACUCCUUCUACCGGGAGGACCUGCACCCCCUGGCGGUGGCUAUGGCCGACUUCCUUCUCGUGAGCACAAAGCGCGGAUCACGCCCUCCCGCCGUGCAGGCCACGCUCGUUGCCGAGAACGCCAAAUACGAAGCGGACCAGAAGAUCAUGUUCCAGAUGGCCGAGGAAAUCAUGAACGAGCGCCGCGCCAACCCUACGGACAGGCAGGACGUCCUCGGCCUUAUGAUGUACGGGAAGGACAAGGAGACUGGCCUCUCCCUUCCUGACAAGACGGUCCAGUACAACCUCUUGACUUUCCUUAUUGCUGGUCAUGAGACGACCUCUGGCAUGCUGGUCUUCGCGAUCUACUAUCUCUUGAAGAACCCUGACACGAUGCGCAAGCUCCGCGACGAGAUCGACAGCGUUAUGGGCCAGCGCCCCUUCACCACCGCAGACAUGAACACCAUGCCCUACCUCACGCUGCGCCUGGCGCCGACCGCCCCCGCGCGCACCGUCGCGCCCUUCGAAGACACGAUUAUCGGCGGCAAGUACUUCGUCGCGAAGGACGCGUCGAUUACGGUCGACACGUUCGACUGCCAGCGGGACCGCGAGGUGUGGGGCGAUGAUGCGGAGGAGUUCAAGCCCGAGCGCAUGCUCGACGGCAAGUUCGAAGCGCUCCCGUCCAACGCCUGGCAAGCCUUCGGGUUCGGGAUGCGCGCGUGCAUUGGUGGCGCGUUCGCGUGGCAAGAGGCCCAGAUCGCGCUCGUGACGAUCUUCCAGCACUUCGAUCUCGUCAUGAACGACCCCACGUACGAGCUGCAAAUGAAGCAGACGCUGAGCAUCAAGCCGAAGGACUUCUUCAUCCGCGCCGUCCCGCGCAAGACCAGCCCGCACCAGUUCGUCCCGCGCUCCAUCAACGUGUCGAAGAAGGCGUAG
Trametes versicolor FP-101664 SS1 is the source of this 1464-nucleotide messenger RNA. RefSeq names its product cytochrome P450. NCBI's taxonomy places the organism in Eukaryota, Fungi, Basidiomycota, Agaricomycetes, Polyporales, Polyporaceae. Gene Ontology annotation, molecular function: oxidoreductase activity, acting on paired donors, with incorporation or reduction of molecular oxygen; heme binding; monooxygenase activity. The record is from RefSeq and is a predicted model, not a curated record. The transcript is spliced from 13 exons. The coding region runs from base 1 to 1464 and encodes 487 amino acids.